AUGGGCGGCGAAGGCUGGUUAUUCCUCUUCUCGGUCCUCAUGGCCGCGGUGUUACUGUUCACUAUGGUCUUCUUCAUCAUCAUGUUCUCUGACUUGGAAUGCGAUUACAUCAACCCCAUCGAUCUUUGCAACAAGCUCAAUCAAUUUGUCUUACCCGAAAUGAUCGCACACGCCUUCCUCACCCUCUGCUUCUUGCUCUCGGGACAAUGGCUGGCGUUCUUGCUGAAUGCACCCUUGGUGGGAUAUAACGUCAACAAGAUCAUGUCCAAGAACCACAUGUACGACGCCACCGAGAUUUUCCGGACGUUAUCGGGACACAAGAAGGAGAGCUUUAUCAAGCUUGGAUUCUACCUCGUUUCAUUCUUCUACUACCUGUACCGGAUGAUUCUGGCGCUCAUCUCUGGUACGUCUUGA
Molecule: messenger RNA, 414 nt
Organism: Dioszegia hungarica
Lineage: Eukaryota; Fungi; Basidiomycota; Tremellomycetes; Tremellales; Bulleribasidiaceae
Product: cornichon
Exons: 7
Coding region: 1-414 (137 amino acids)
Biological process (GO): endoplasmic reticulum to Golgi vesicle-mediated transport
Cellular component (GO): endoplasmic reticulum membrane; COPII-coated ER to Golgi transport vesicle
Source: RefSeq, a predicted model, not a curated record